GUUUGGGAAGUUUUUCAGAUGAAAAAGUAACAUAAAAUGGAAUUGAGUGAUUUGAAUCUAAGAAAUCCCAUCAAGGUUGGAUAUUAUAAUCCAUUUGAUAUAUACCUGACGAUUAAGGAUGAUUUUGAAAGUAAAUUCCCAUUAACAAAUCUUCAUUGGAAGUAUCAUCCUUUAAAACCAUUGAAGUCGAUACCGCUUCUCCCGGUGAAGCUAAUCGAAGAAGUACCAAAAUCGGUUGCUCAUGAAGUUGAUAAUGAUAGCGUUUAUAUCAGAUUGAUGUUUAUAAAAGUUGAAAGUAUUGACACUUAUAGAUCUCAAGUAAGGCCAUUAAUCAAGGCUUGGAUGAAUAAACUAGUUGAAAAUUCCGGUCUUGAAUGGGCAAUAAUUCUAUUUAUACCUUCUAGUGGCAAAGAUAAGACCUCGAGUAUAAUAAAGACAUCUGCUUUUGAUAAGUUGAAGAUGGAUUUUGGAGUUGAUGGUAAAGAGUUACCAUCUUCACUCAAUGAUGAGGAUUCAGAUUCAGAAAAUGAACAUUGUUUCAAAUUGAAAGAAUCUUACGAGAAUGAUAUCCAAAAAUUGGAAGCCUAUAAUGAUAUUACCGGGAAAUUAAAAUCUUUAUUAUUAAAAUCUUUUAAUAGACAGUAUCAAACUUACAAUGAUGAGAUAAUUCAGCAUGAUAUUGAAAAGGGUAGCAUUGACUUGGAUAUACCAAAAUUCAAUAUGAAAUUAAAAUUGGCUAAUUUACUUAAUGAUAUGAGGCUCUUACAAGAAUCGUUCGACAUUUAUAAUGAAUUAACCACCGAUUUAGCUCAUCUUCAAUCGAAAUUUCCCGAAAAAUUUGAAAAUGCCUUGAUAACUAUACCAAAGGAUUUCACAAACUAUGUUUUUGAAUCCUCGUUUGACUUGAAAAACUUGAAGAACAAACUUUUCAAUUACCAGUCUAACUCUGUAAACAUCCUAGAAAUCAAAAUCCUUUUAUUCAUUAACAAAUCAAUCUUAUUGCAAUCAUUAUCUAAUUUUGCUACAAGUAUUUCAAUUUCAUCACUUUUCAUAUCAAAUCUCUUUCAAAACGUGAUAUACUUUUUAAAUGAUCUAAAUAGUAUGUUUCCUAAUCAAAAUUUAGAAGAAUGGUCUUACAUAAUUGUGGAUAACUACCUUAAUUUACCCAUUUGCGAUAAAUUAAUUGAAAUAAAUAAUAAGAAUAAUAGUGAAUCCACUCAAACCUACAAUUUAAACGAAAUUUAUGAAUUUAAAGGUGAACUUCGGUUAUUACAAAGAAAUCUUUUAUCAAAAUUGGCAGAAAAGAAACAUUUCUCAUUUACCGAAAUUCUUCAAGAUAUUUCAUUGGAUGACGAAGGGAAAAAACCUGAACUUGAAUUGUCAUUCGAGCCGCUUAUUUCAAUUCUUGAAAGUGAAACAAAAUAUUAUGAUUAUUUUGAAAAACUCACGGAAGCAAUUAUUCAAGAUUUUGUUGCAGCCGAAAGGUCGAAAUCUAUUGACAUUUUAAGUAUUGAUUUGGCAAUUUUAAAUUAUAAACGUGGUAAUUAUGCAGAAGCAUUGAACAUUUUGCAAGACUCAUACGAAUUUUUCAUCCAAAAUGGAUGGAAUUUUAUGGGAGGCAUUCUAUUAGAAAUUUAUUUAGAAUGUAUUGAAAAAACUCAAAAUACAGCUGCAUCACUCAUUCUUACCACUUGCCUCAAAUUAUUUAGUAACUUGACUAAUAAAGAUAAUAAUAAAGUUGGUAUUAAUAACUAUGGAAGAACCAAAAAGCAGACUCAAGUUAAGUCAUUAUUCGAAAAGAUUGUUAAUUAUUCUACUAAAUUGGAUCACACUUAUAAAUUUCCAAUAAAACAUUUGUUUGAUUUCAAGAUUUUACCUUUCAUAAAACCAGCCAAACAAAAGACUGACAAAAACUAUGUCGAGGUCGAAAUUGAUAACUUUUUUGGUAUUGAUUUCCAUUUUGAUUCAAUCGAAUUAGUAUUAUCUUCGAAAUCGUCGGAGGAAGAUCCUGUGAAUGGUGCUAAUCAGUUGCUAUUCAAAUCAAAUAAUUUGAGUUUGUCUCAAAAUUUGAAAAACUUAUUAAAAGUUCAUACUACUGACUUUCAGAUUGGGGUAUUCAACUUGAGUAAUUUAAUAAUAAAGGUGAAUGAUAAAUUACAUUUGGUCCAAAAUAUUUCCGAAUUAGAAAUUCAAGAUGAUGAAGUAUCAGUCGAAAACAACACCACUGUAAUAAGACAUUCCAAAAAUUCUAUACUCACUGAUUCCAUUGUGGGUGGUCCACAUCACGCAAGUGAUGAUGAUACAUUAGUUCCAUAUCAAGAAUUCAUUAUGUACCAAAAUUUGAAGAAAUUUCGUUGUGAAUUUUUAAAUCCACUACAAAUUCGUUUGGGCAAGUCCAGUGUGGCAUUAAAACUUUUAAACGGUGAGGCUGCUGUUGAAAAUAUAAGGGCUACCAUCUCGCCAAUCUCUACUGGACUUAGUAUCGAUGGAAAACUGAACGAAAACUUCACCUUGGAUUCUUUAAAGGCCAAUGAAACUCAUAUCUUUGAUAUACCUUACAUAUACCUGGGCGAAGAUCAGAUCAUUGAAUUCCUGGCCAAAGUAAUUUAUACUGUCAAUGGAGAGGAAUUCCAACAUAUAAUCAAAGAAAAGAUUGACAAAACUUUAACUAUAUCAGUUUCAGUACAGGAUAUAUUCAAAUCUGAUUUUGUAUUUUCUAAAUUCCAAGUUGGUACUUCCAAUGCAAAACUUCCUAUAAGAAUUUUAUCCAAUGACUUAAAAACGCUGAACGAAAAUUAUAAAAUCGAAAAACCCCCAAGCGUACCUAAUGGAAGAUCACAUGUGACCUUCGGUGAGCAGCCGGCAUCCUUUUUCUAUAAAAUAAUUCCAAAUACAAACUACACUAUAGAUGUUUCUGAUACUUUAGAUCUUUCGGUGAACUAUUCAAAUCUCCAAGAUGAGUGUCUUGCAAUUAUUGAACAUUUCAUGCUAAAUUAUUUUGAAGAAAAUGACAUACUUGAUUAUUGGUUUCUUUUCAAAGGUCAAAUAUUUAAACAUUUGAAAUUUGAUUUGAAUAGGUAUGCAAUAUUUGGCACAGUAGUAUUGACUAACUAUUAUGAAGUUGGAUUACUUGCGGAAAAACUUACAAAUCAACAUAUUGAUGUCUUGAAAGUAAAGAAUUUACUUACAGGCUUUUUCCAAUCCUUAUUUUGCGAGACGAAUGAAUUGUCUAAGUCGGUGAUACCAAGCUCAGAAUUCUCACAAAGGGAACUUCUUAUAUCUGUCCCUAUUCCAGUAUUAUCAAUUCUUCAAAUUGUUGAUUUCGAAUUUGAAAGAAAACCCCAAUACGUCGUUGGUGAACCAAUUUUAGUGAAGUUGAAAGUAGAAUCUACAUCAAGAUGGUCUACUCAAAGUCCACUAAGAGAUGACGUGGAAGCUUCAGCUUCCGAAGAUACUCAGGACUUGUCAAUUCUAGCCGAGUCAUCCCCACAUAAAGCCUCUCCUGAUAAGUCAUUAAUAAAAGCCAGCAAAGCCGAAAAAGAUUCUUUUCAAAUUACUAUUCAAAAUGAUGAAAAUUGGCUAAUUUCAGGAUUGAAGAAACAAUCGUUCGAUAUAGAUCCUUCAAAAAUUGUGAAUGAAAACGAUUUUGAACUCAUUUUAAUUCCGCUUAAUGUUGGUAAGUUGCUAUUACCUAGAAUAAGUAUCAAAAGUAUGAAUUUAAAUUCCAAAAACGACAUUUCAAUGGAUUUCAGCGUCAAAAAUGGUCUCGAUACUCUAUUGGUUGUGCCAGAAUUGGAUAGCAUUACAUUUUCCUUUUAACAUGACACUAAUCAGUGUCUCUGCAUCGUCUAGUAUAUUCUAUGUAUAUUAAUAUUUAACAUUUGCAUCUAAGAUUAUUUGCAUCAUUGAUGUUAUCCGUAC
Messenger RNA from Hyphopichia burtonii NRRL Y-1933, 3921 nucleotides. RefSeq names its product transport protein particle complex II subunit. Gene Ontology annotation, cellular component: TRAPPII protein complex. Lineage: Eukaryota; Fungi; Ascomycota; Pichiomycetes; Serinales; Debaryomycetaceae. The coding region runs from base 37 to 3819 and encodes 1260 amino acids. The record is from RefSeq and is a predicted model, not a curated record. Gene Ontology annotation, biological process: intra-Golgi vesicle-mediated transport; early endosome to Golgi transport. The transcript has a single exon.